Molecule: messenger RNA, 2266 nt
Organism: Momordica charantia (bitter melon)
Lineage: Eukaryota; Viridiplantae; Streptophyta; Magnoliopsida; Cucurbitales; Cucurbitaceae
Source: RefSeq, a predicted model, not a curated record
CUCCUCGUUGGGUUUAGCCGAAUUUCCUCUGUUCUUUUAUAGUGAAAACCGAAAAGUCGAAGACGAAACCCGGCAAUUUGUUGCAGAACAAUAAUCUUCGGAGGAAGGAUUUUCGUUCCGCAUAUGGGUACUAGGGAAGUAUACGAAGAGAAGCUGAGGAGGGGCAAUCUCUACCAUGAACCCACCAUGAAUCCAGGGCUUGGAUCGCCUCGCUGCCCUCGCUGUUUCUCUCUUCUUAAUUCCGACCCUGAUAAAAGUGAAUGGGCCAUCAAUCCUGUUCUCCACGAUGCCACUGCAGUGGCUGGAUCGGGUCUUGGUGGGAUGCUUAGUGCAGUUCAUGCAUUUAAUACGGGGAUCCCACGCCUCCAAAGUCAUGUGAAGGGGCCAAAGUGGCUUCCUUUUGUUAUUGGGGUGCCUGUUUUAUUAUUGUGUUCUGGUGCUGGUGCUGCAUUUGGAGGGUUUGCUCUUCCAAAAUUCGCUCAACUCACAGUAACAUCCUACUAUGCCACCUCGAGUGCUUCCCAUUAUGGAGUUUCACUUCUCACUCGAAAAAUCGAAGAGAAUCAUACCUCUCGAACUAAGCAAGAAAGUACUCAAUGAUUUUUACAGGUCACAUAAUUUCAAGCAAGGAAUCUUCUUCUUUCCUUUUCUUUUGUUUUUUUCCCUUUUGGAAAUUUUGCAAGAUUGUCUAUGGCAAUAGAUUUAUAGAGUCUGAUUCGUGCUUUCCUGUGAACACAACUUACAAUAUAUCAUAUAUGUAAAUUGCAGAGUAUCCAUUUAGCUAUACAUAAUGUGCGAAUAAAAAAUUACCUGGUCCAUAAUUUCUUAUGGUUGUGCAGACUUCCAACCACGAAGGACUUUUAAGAAUUUUGUAUAACAUUAUUGUUGAUGAUAAUGGAAAUUUUCAGUAGUAAUGUGGUAUGUUAUAGUUUAUUCAAGGCAUUUCUUCCCUCAUUGAUGUUGAUCCAAAACAAACAAUUUCCUUGUUAGUUUUAAGGAUUUACAUUGAAACAAGCAAGACUAACUUAUACUAACUGAAUUACAUUACAAUAAAUUGUUUCUUAUUUUUUUCAGAAAAAAAGGUUGUUAUUACUUCUGAUUUAGGACUUUUGCUGAGGUGGGUUAUUCAAUUAUAUCAAGAAUUAGAACAUGGGACUGUUGAGAUUCAAGAUAGAGAUUUAAGAUUGUAAUUUUAGAAUUUAGCUGUUGAUAUACCGUUUGAACUGCCAGUCUAGAUGGUGUUAUAAUUGUUGUUAAACUUGGAACAUGAUUGAAGCUAGCUGACCCUCUUUUAGAAGUGAAUUACAUUAUGUUUCCAAGAGGGAAUCCAGUGGCUCAAGUUUCAAACUAAUCUGCUCUUUCAUGUGUAUUGUGAGGGAAGGGCCUGGCUUGGCUGGCUGUCUCCUUUUCAGCAGUCGAGGUACCUUAAAAUUCACAAAGUGCACAGGAUGUCACACAGUUGUCAUUCGGAAAUUAGCAUAUCUUGUCUUGUGUCCUUACAGACAGUUUUCCACUUCACUUUUGGUACAUUUUUUUCACUGAUUGAGCUGUGGGGGGCACCAAUUGUCGCAGGAAAAAAAGGGAGAGGGGAGGGCUAUGCUUUUGAGUACAGCCAGAUGUGGCAGUGACUCAKAUUGGAUUCAAUUAGUUUCUUGACUUUGCUUUCUGUAUUUGCAGGCUCAUUUGAAUCUUGUCUUUGGCAAUAACUACGAGGUUUUUUAUAUUUGUAGGACAAUACUAUGUUCCUAAUUCCAUUAUUUUGUUAAAGAUCCUUUGGUUGUCUACAAGUAUUUUUGCGUGUUGGAGCAUUUUAUUACUGAGUUUCAACAGGCAGGUUCGGUUUGAUAUUCUAACCAUAAUCACGAACCACUCGUGAAGAGUCUACUUGCAUGAAAUGAUAAUAUCUACUAAUACAAUUCGUUCUACAGGGUCUGGAGUGAAAUUUUGUAAAGUAGAAGGAUCACUCAGAGGUGAUGUUUGCAAAGAAUUACCAAAUUGAACAAACUUCCACACAUACAUCAAACAUAAAGAAAAAGGAAAGUUGUGAGCAGUACUUUUGCCAUUUUGUUUUCUCUGAUUUUCUUUCAGGACUUGUGCGACCAUGAGAGAUAGAAUCUGUACCGUUGCCUUUCAGAGAGAGAGUAUUGACUGGCUGUAAAGCAAAGAGUGACAUAAUUUCUUGUGUGUACUUCUCUUCUUAGUCUUUCGUUCUAUGACACGUAUAAUUAAUCAAUUGAAUGUUAUUAAAGCUCGUAAUUGGUAGGUC